Molecule: messenger RNA, 264 nt
Organism: Suillus paluster
Lineage: Eukaryota; Fungi; Basidiomycota; Agaricomycetes; Boletales; Suillaceae
Exons: 2
Molecular function (GO): zinc ion binding; nucleic acid binding
Source: RefSeq, a predicted model, not a curated record
GGUGGCAUGGAGGGUCAUGUUUCUCGUGAUUGCACGAUGGAAGUCAAAGCCAAGUCUUGCUACAAAUGUGGUCAAGAGGGUCACAUUGUAUGUUUGUUCGGGGAUCGCGGCGGUGCUUCAGGCGGUGGUGGCGGCGGCUAUGGUGGAGGAUUCUCUUCCCAGGAGUGCUACCGCUGCGGCAAGGCCGGUCAUAUUGCCCGCGCAUGUCCUGAGGCCGCGGGGGGCAACACUAGCUACGGAGGUGGUGGCAACUAUGGUUCCUUU